AUGGGCAUAUUCAGCGGGCAGAAUAGCGGUCUUGAUGCCCUCAUUAAUCGGCCUCGACCAGGGCUCUGGCAACAAUUCCUGGCCAAUCCGUGCACUUCCAUAGCACAGAAUGUAUACAUGUGGCGCGAGAGAAUCCCUGCGCAGCCGCUCAGCAACCCGGUGUCGAUCAUCUGCAUAUCCGACACACAUAACACCAAACCAAAAUGCGCAGACGGGGACAUCCUUAUCCAUGCCGGAGACUUGACACAGUCUGGCUCCUUCAAAGAGAUGCAGGAUGCCUUGGAUUGGCUAAAAGCACAAUCACACCCGACGAAGAUCGUCAUCGCUGGUAACCAUGACCUUCUUCUUGAUCGGUGUCAAGACCCAGUAUCCUCGAAAACAGAAACGACUGCAGAAGCAGAGCGGCAAAUGCUAGACUGGGGUGAUAUUAUCUACCUCGAGGAUUCAGAAACAACAGUUUUCUGUGCUAAUGGCCGUCGGCUGCGUAUUUACGGUAGCUCACAUUCACCGCAGCACGGUACGCCAGCGUUCCAGUUCCCACGCUCCGAGGACAUCUGGGCGAAUACUAUCCCCAAGGAUGUCGAUGUACUUGUGACGCACUGUCCACCGGCGGGACAUCUAGAUGGACUUCAGCUGGGCUGUGUCCAUCUUUUACGGGAAGUGUGGCGUGCGCGCCCUCGGGUUCAUGUAUUUGGGCACAUCCACGAGGGAAUGGGGACCGAGUGGGUGAAUUAUGAUGGGUUGCAAAGGAAAUAUGAGAAUGUUUCUCUAUCUGGAGGAGGAGUUUGGAAUCUUAUGUGUGUGCUCCUGGAGUUUAUCAAGGCGUCCUUGCGUCCGGAUGUUGAGGCGAAGGGGUUAUUUGUGAAUGCUUGCAUGGUUGGGGGACUGCGGGAUGAAGAACGUCGAGAUCCGAUUAAAGUGAUUAUUUAG
Penicillium longicatenatum is the source of this 930-nucleotide messenger RNA. Its product is annotated as metallophosphatase domain-containing protein. The record is from RefSeq and is a predicted model, not a curated record. Gene Ontology annotation, molecular function: hydrolase activity. Bases 1 to 930 code for a protein of 309 amino acids. The transcript has a single exon. Lineage: Eukaryota; Fungi; Ascomycota; Eurotiomycetes; Eurotiales; Aspergillaceae.